AUGAUACCGGAAGUAUUGGCCUUUUUAGCAGCCUCUACUCACAUGGCAUGGAAUUACUAUUCCUAUAAGCCUGUGUAUGCACGCUUCUACAGAACACUUCUGCUGGGAGGUGGUACGUACUUACUUUCCAUUGGGGUGAAACAUGCUGUUGACAGGAAGAAAUUACUCCACCUUCAAGCUAUAGAUCAUUAUAAAUCUCAAUUUCCUGAACGGGUCCCUGAAAAAUCCUAUCCCACAUUCGGUGAAGUGCUUAAACCAUGGAGACCUCUACGUUAG
This is a messenger RNA of Trichobilharzia regenti, 276 nucleotides long. The record is from the annotation of a GenBank genome assembly. NCBI's taxonomy places the organism in Eukaryota, Metazoa, Platyhelminthes, Trematoda, Strigeidida, Schistosomatidae.